This is a messenger RNA of Motacilla alba alba, 3640 nucleotides long. RefSeq names its product 5'-3' exoribonuclease 2 (gene XRN2). Gene Ontology annotation, cellular component: nucleus. NCBI's taxonomy places the organism in Eukaryota, Metazoa, Chordata, Aves, Passeriformes, Motacillidae. Bases 64 to 2931 code for a protein of 955 amino acids. Gene Ontology annotation, molecular function: 5'-3' RNA exonuclease activity; RNA binding. The record is from RefSeq and is a predicted model, not a curated record. Gene Ontology annotation, biological process: nuclear-transcribed mRNA catabolic process. The transcript has 30 exons.
CCGACCCCGGAAGUGCCGCCGUCGCCGCGGGUCCCGCUCGGCGCGGCCCGUCCCGCCGCCGCCAUGGGAGUGCCGGCCUUCUUCCGCUGGCUCAGCCGCAAGUACCCCUCCAUCAUCGUCAACUGCGUCGAGGAGAAGGUCAAAGAGUGCAAUGGUGUCAAGGUCCCCAUUGACACCAGCAAGCCCAACCCCAACGAGGUGGAGUUCGACAACCUCUACCUGGACAUGAACGGCAUCAUUCACCCCUGCACACACCCAGAGGACAAGCCAGCGCCCAAAAAUGAAGAUGAGAUGAUGGUGGCGAUUUUUGAGUAUAUCGACAGGAUCUUCAACAUUGUGAGACCGAGGAGGCUCCUUUACAUGGCCAUAGAUGGAGUGGCCCCACGUGCCAAAAUGAAUCAACAGCGGUCCAGGAGAUUCAGAGCCUCAAAGGAGGGCAUGGAAGCAGCUGAGGAGAAGCAGAAAAUCCGACAAGAAAUUCUGGCCAAAGGUGGCUUUCUGCCUCCAGAGGAGGUGAAGGAGAGGUUUGACAGCAACUGUAUCACCCCGGGAACCGAGUUUAUGGACAAUCUUGCUAAAUGCCUCCGCUAUUACAUCGCUGACCGCUUGAACAGCGACCCGGGCUGGAAGAACCUGACAGUUAUUUUGUCAGAUGCCAGUGCUCCUGGUGAAGGGGAGCAUAAAAUCAUGGAUUACAUCAGAAGACAAAGAGCUCAACCCAACCAUGACCCAAACACUCACCACUGUCUGUGUGGGGCUGAUGCUGAUCUGAUCAUGCUUGGCUUAGCUACACACGAACCAAACUUCACCAUCAUCAGGGAAGAGUUCAAACCAAACAAACCCAAGCCAUGUGCUCUCUGUAACCAGAUGGGGCAUGAGGUUAAGGAUUGCCAAGGUCUGCCCAGAGAGAAACAAGGAAAGCACGAUCAGUUUGCCGACACCCUGCCGAUCUCAGAGCAAGAGUUCAUCUUCAUCCGCCUGUGUGUCCUGCGAGAGUACUUGGAGAGAGAGCUCACCAUGGCCAGCUUGCCUUUCACUUUUGAUUUUGAAAGGAGUGUUGAUGACUGGGUCUUCAUGUGCUUCUUUGUGGGGAAUGACUUCCUCCCUCAUCUGCCAUCUCUGGAGAUCAGGGAGGGAGCAAUCGAUCGCUUGGUUAACAUCUAUAAAAACGUGGUGCACAAAACCGGGGGCUACCUGACUGAAAGUGGGUUUGUGAACCUGCAGCGGGUCCAGAUGAUCAUGCUGGCUGUUGGGGAAGUUGAAGACAGUAUUUUCAAAAAGAGGAAAGAUGACGAUGAUAACUUUAAAAGACGACAAAAAGAAAAAAGGAAGAGAUUGAAGAGGGAUCAGCCUUCCUUUAUUCCUGGUGGUCAGUUUUCCCCUCAAGCCCUGGGAAAUCGAUCCAGCCCUCAGGCAAUCUGUAACCCUCGACAAGCUGCCUUUGAGAUGAGGAUGCACGACAGGCAGAACUCGACAACUUCAGCAUCUCCAAACACCAGCCUGACUCCUGACAGCAGCCCGUCCCUGGGAGGAGGAAUUAAGCGGAAACCUGAGGACAGUGACAGUGAACCCGAGCCAGAGGAUAAUAUCAGGUUGUGGGAAACUGGUUGGAAGCAGCGCUACUAUAAAAACAAAUUCGAUGUGGACGCCUCAGAUGAGAAAUUCCGCCGCAAGGUUGUGCAGUCCUACGUGGAAGGGCUUUGCUGGGUUCUCAGAUAUUAUUAUCAGGGCUGUGCAUCCUGGAACUGGUAUUACCCUUUCCACUACGCUCCCUUUGCCUCGGACUUCGAGGGCAUCGCAGACAUGCCUUCAGACUUUGAGAAGGGCUCCAAACCGUUCAAGCCUCUUGAGCAGCUGAUGGGAGUGUUCCCGGCCGCCAGUGGAAACUUCCUGCCGCCAACGUGGAGGAAACUCAUGACAGACCCAGAAUCAAGCAUCAUUGACUUCUACCCUGAAGAUUUUGCUAUCGAUUUGAAUGGGAAGAAGUAUGCUUGGCAAGGUGUGGCGUUGUUGCCCUUUGUGGAUGAGCGACGCCUCAGAGCUGCCCUGGAGGAAGUGUACCCUGACCUCACUCCUGAAGAGAGCAGGAGGAACAGCCUUGGCGGUGAUGUUCUCUUUGUCGGGAAGCACCAUCCACUCUGUGACUUCAUUGUGGAGCAGUACAAGACCAAGAACACAGAGGCAGUGGACAUCCCACCGGAGCUGUGCCAUGGCAUCCAGGGAAAGCUCACCCUGAACGACAACGCCGUCCUCCCGGAUCAGGUGGUGCAGUCUCCUGUUCCUAUGCUGCGGGAUCUGACACAGAACUCUGCCGUCAGCAUCUCAUUCAAAGAUCCACAAUUUGCUGAAGACUUUGUUUUCAAGGCUACAGUGUUACCUGGGGCAAAGAAACCUGCUCCAGUUCUGAAGCCAGGAGACUGGGAAAAAACCAACAAUGAUGGCAGGCCUUGGAGACCACAGCUUGGCUUUAACAGGGACAGGAAACCAGUGCAUUUGGACCAGUCAGCGUUCAGAACCUUGGGGCACACGAUGCCGAGGGACAGGGGCAUGCCAGGGAUGUACCCCAACGCUGUGCCGCUCGGAGCCUACGGCAGCCCCUACGCCAGGCCCCUCAUGGGCAGCCAGCAGCAGAUCCCCAAACUGCUGUCAAAUCUUCGGCCCCAGGAGUCCUGGAGAGGUCCCACGCCCUUGUUCCAGCAGACACCACAAAGCGUUCUCUCCUUGCGCAGAACCGCCGGAGCUGCUCCUCUCCUCGCCUGGAACCGCAUGCUGCAGUCCCCAAACCAGUUCCAGCCAGCUCAGUACCAGGGCCUGGGGCCCAUGGGAUACCCCCAGAGACCCGAGGACCGCAUGGACAGGGGCAGACAGGCGUACGGCCCCGGGAGGCCCUACCCGCUCCCGCAUCCCGCAGGAAGGUACAGCUGGAAUUAGCUCCUGCCUCCUGGUUUUUUUUUUAAACAUGGAAAACGUGCGAGUAUUUUGUUUUUGUUCUUUUUAUUAUUUGUGGGGUAUGGGGGGGGGUGGCAAAAAGAAAAAAAAAAAAGAAGUUGUUAAGCACCAUCCCUGUAGUUUUUAAACGGAUGCCUGUUUUAAAUGUGCACAUUUCUUACGGACCUGAGGAUGAUUUUUGGGAGGGACUGGAAAGAGCGGGUUGCCGUCGGACAAGGUGGGAGUGCUGCGUCGUCCUCCUUACAUAUCCAAGCCGUGCCGAGCGCUGCCCGGCCACUCUGAACUCCGAGCACCCUCUACUCCACACACAAGAGCCUGAAAACAGACGAGGAGUUGGAAAGAAUGCCCAGGAAUGGGAUUUUAUGAACUCUCGGGGCAGACCCAGCAGGCAGCCGGCGGCGCUGAAAGAGACACGGCCCUCGCUGCUCCUUGGCGGAUGCUUCCUUCGGUUUCUCGGACUCUGAAGUAAAACAUUUCAACUUUUUGGAUGUGUGCCUGUUUCUGGCGUGGGUUUUGUCGUGGCAAAAGCAGGCAGGGGCCGUGGGUUUGUCUGUUUGAUACCUAAUUUAAAGCGGCUGCGAAGGGCAGAAAUUCAUUCGUUUUUAGCACUCUUUCUAGGGAUUUUCUGUGUGAACGUACCAAGUCAGUAAAUAUUUUUAUUUGCUUUAUAAAGUGGCUUUUGAAAUUCUGA